AUGAAUUUGAGCGAAUGGAGGCCUCAAGAAAGCAUAAUAAAAAAUAUAGAAGAUACAUUACAAUUAGCUUUGGUUCCAAAUAGCGAUGCCCAGAAAACUGUACAGGAUAGGUUAAUCCUAAUGCAAAAUUUGACAGAUUUUCCAAAUUACCUUUUAUUCAUACUGGGAAAUCCAGGUUUUGCUGAAGACAUUAGAUCUCUUAGUGGAAUUUUACUAAAAAAUAACAUACAAUCGACUUAUAAUAAUCUUAGCGAAGAAAAUACUUUAAAAAUCAAAAAUGAAUGUCUUCGCUUGUUAAAAGAUCCUUCUAGGGAAGUCAGAAUAAGCAUAAGUAAUAUUAUUGUAAUUAUCGCGAAAGAUCAUCUGAAAACGUGGCCAGAAUUGGUUCCAGUUUUAACUAAAGGCUUUGUAGCACAGGAUGAAUUCAGUGAAGUAGCAUUAACCACAUUAUUUAAAGUAUGUGAAGAGUUAAUUAACAGCCAAAAACCCCAGGAAGAAAUUUAUAAAAUAACAAAAGAAGUUUUUCCGAAAUUUGUUGAAUUUGUAGGCAUAGACAAGUGUAUGGUUCGGCAGAACAUAGUGAGACUUACUAACCAAUUUUUACAAGACUAUUUUGCUGUUAUGAAACAAAGUAUUGACUUAGGAAUUUAUCUGAGGAAUGUAAUGCAGCUGGCUAAUACUGAUGAUUUAGAACUACAAAAAUGUGUUUGCCAUACAUUUGUUAUUUAUAUUGAUAAUCAUGAGGAGACAUUACUGCCCCAUUUACAUGACAUAAUUUGUUAUUUGUUGGAAAAAUGUCAUCAUGAAGAUCAAGAUGUGGCCCUGCAAGCUUGUGAAUUCUGGCUAGCUUCUACUAAAAUUAAUACUUGUAAAGAUAUACUUACACCUUAUAUAGAAAAGCUGCUUCCAACACUCCUAAAAAAUAUGAGGUACUCUGAUAGUGAAUUAAACAUGAUAAAAGACAGUUUGGGUUCUGAUGCUAACAAAAAAGAUUUGACAAAAGAUAUUUCGCCUUUUCACUUCCGAGAUAGAAACAAUGGUGGCGAGGGUGAAGAGUACUAUAGUGAUGAAGAAACUGAAGAUCAAAGUGACGACUUUGAUGAUUUUUAUGUGGGGUGGACAUUACGAAAGUGCAGUGCUGCUUCUUUGGACUCAAUUGCGGUAAAGUUUGGUGAUGAAAUUUUACCAUUGCUAAUUCCACUUAUUAGUGAAAUGUUACAAAAUCCAGAUCAUUUAGUUAAAGAAUCCGCAAUUUUAGCUUUGGGUGCUAUAGCUGAGGGGUGUUUUAAUGGAUUGAAAUCUGAGCUGCCCGAAUUGGUUCAGUUUUUGAUCCAUUGUAUGAAUGAUGAGCAUUCUGUUGUGAGAGUGAUAACCUGUUGGACUUUAAGCAGGUAUGUAUCAUGGAUUGUGAAUGUCCGUGUUGAUAAUCCUGAAGAGUAUUUUGUACCAGUAAUGACUAUUUUGCUAAAACACUUUGUUGAUGAAAAUAAAAGAGUUCAAAGAGCUGCUAUUUCAGCUUUUUGCAUAUUUCAAGAAGAAGCUCAAUUAAAACUUAUUCCUUACAUUGAUUUCAUUUUAGAAGGUUUUAAGUAUGGCUUUGAACAAUUUCAUUGUCGUAGUUUGUACUUGCUUUAUGAUGCUAUUGGUGUUUUAGCACAAUCUGUUGGAAAUCACUUAAGCAAAGAUGAAUACGUUACGAAAUUGUUACCACCAUUAAUGAGUAAAUUCACUGAACUCAAGAACUUUUAUGAUGAUCAUUUUAUAGCUGUUUUAGAAUGUCUUUCAAAUGUGAUUCCAGCUCUUGAAGUAUCUUUCUUACCAUAUUCUGAAAUAGUUUAUUGGCACUGCCUACAACUUAUUAAUGAUACUCUUAUAGCAUCUGUCAACUAUCAACAAAAUCCAAAUGAGUAUGAUCCUCCAGAUAAGGAACCAAUGAAUGUGGCUCAUGAUGUUUUGUAUAGCAUGGCAUUAGGCUUAAAAACACAUUUUGUAAAGUAUGUUACAAACAGUAAUCUUAUUUAUUUGUUAUAUACCACGAUGCAGGAUAGCUCCAAUCUAAUUCGACAGACUUCCAUAGCUUUAUAUGGAGAACUGAUAGGUUUGUGCUAUCCUUUUCUGGAUGCUAGUGUGAAAGAGUACAUUCCCUUGAUAAUUAGAAAUUUGGAUGAGCAUACAGAUGGUGUGUGUAAUAAUGCUGCAUGGGUAAUAGGCAAGUUAUGUUCAGUCAUGGGAACAACAAUACAACCUUUCCUUCCUGAAAUAUUAAAUGCUUUUGUUCAUAUCCUAAGAACUCCUGCUGUAGCUCGUACCAUGCACAAAACUGUAGCUAUUUCCCUGUGUAUUGUCUUUUUUGUAUGCCCUGAUGUGACUGUUCCUGAUAUGGAUGUAAUUGUUAAGAAUUGUUGUAUGUUGGUUAGAAAUGUGCGAGACUCUGAUGAAAAGGACUUAGCCUUUCGUGGUUUAUGUGAAGUGAUUAUUAGACAUCCAGAAUUUAACAAAAAUUAUUUUAUUUUCUUUUGUGAUGCGGCUGCUUCUUGGAUAAAUAUUCGUGUGGAUCUUAAACAAAUGAUUCGAAAUGUCUUAAUGUCUUUUAAGCAACAAUGUGGAGAAGAGAACUGGCGGCAGUUCUACACCCAGUUCCCAGAAGCUUUAAAACUAAAACUUCAAGAAAUAUACGGGGUAUGA
Molecule: messenger RNA, 2685 nt
Organism: Psylliodes chrysocephalus
Lineage: Eukaryota; Metazoa; Arthropoda; Insecta; Coleoptera; Chrysomelidae
Source: the annotation of a GenBank genome assembly